AUGGCAUCCCUUAGUGCUGACAAUGUUGCACAGUUGGUGCAAGCUGCAACUGAUGCUGCGAAGGCAGCCAGUGAAGCUGUGUUGGCCUUGAAGGAGCAGCAAACUGCUCGAGCUGGACUCAAUGAUGGUUUCAAAGAGGCCUCCAAGGUGAUCCGUCAACCAGAGCCUUUUGGGUCUGAAGUUCAUGAAGAGGACUUAGGACGAUGGCAGGAUUUCAAUGUGAAUUUCCGUGCUUGGCUUUUCUAUGGCAACAAGCACUUCGAGGGUGACCUGCAUAGGAUAGAAUCUGUGCAUGGAGAUAUCCCUAUACCCAGCAUUGAUGGAGAAGCCCCAGAAGUUCAGGACAGAUGCAGCCAAUUAUACAGCAUACUCACUGGUUUGCUUCGUGGAAAACCACUGCGCAUGCUCAGACAAGUUGAACGCAGGAAUGGAUUUGAGGUUUGGCGUCAGCUUAGCCAGAUGUUCCAGCCUAAGACCAAAAGCCGAGCCAUUUCCAUUCUCUCUGCACUUGUCAAUGUUCCCAACUUUGUGAUGAAGGGCAGGACUUUGCUUGACCAAAUACUUGGCCUUGAAAGACUUAGAGCUGAAUAUGUCAGAGCCAGUGGAAGUGACAUCGCCGAUGACGUGAUGCUUUCUGUACUGGUUAGAGCGCUGCCUAAGGCACUGCAACAGCAUGUUCAACUUCAAAUGUCAGAGACCUCCUCCUAUGACCAAGUGCGCACCAUGGUGAUCUCCUACGAGCGCACCACUACAAGCUGGAGUGCAGGCAAAAUCCAUAGCGAGCUGGGCAUUUUGUCUUCAGCUGCAACUGCGAAUGACCAAUGCCUUCACUGCGGCCGCUACGGCCAUGUCAAGCGUGACUGCUGGAAGCUUCAUGGAAAGCCAGACUCCAAGAAGGUGAACCAGGUUGAAUCGCAGACUGCAACCUCCACUGCAACUUCUUCCAGUGGUGGUGGCCCUUCCAUUUCACCGCCUUCUACAGCAGCAGCUAGUUCAGUGCGUUUGUUUACAAGCCUUGAGCACAUGCAUGGACCUUUGAUCGAAGAUCUGGACGAUGUAGAAGUUUGUGACCUGACGAUGCAUGAUUCAAGUGGCUUUUGCAACAUGGUUUCACAGAUGCAUGAUGGACUUGUGGUGCUGGAUUCUGGAGCUGAUGGCUCUGUGCUGCCGUUGGAGUACGGCCACAUUGGCCAGCCUGACCCUUCGUUUGAUGGUUCUUCAUUUGUUGAUGCACAAGGUUGGAACAGAAUUGGUGUGGACACCUACGCCCUGCGAAGUAUCUCUCCUCAGCAUGUUGACACAACACUUUGUCCUCAUGAUUCUUUGCUUUGGUUGCGUACCGCAUUGAUUCACUAUGAGGACGGCACUUGGGAUUUAGAAGAGUUCAGCCAAAGCAUUUCAGAGCUCUCCACAAUGGUGGCACCCUUUGACACCAACAAGCGAGUGACAGAAGUCAUCACCAUUGCUCAUACCAGUGUUGUCCCUCCUGAGGCCCUUGGAUUUGCAAUGCAAUCUGAUGAUGUUGUACCACGACAGCGUAUGGAGGUGAUAGCACCACGUUCAGGUAUUCCUUUGCAAGCAUCUGGAUCUGCUGACAGGCCAAUGGGCGUUGAACCAGCAGAGGAAGUUCCAGCUGCUGAAGAUGCUGAGUUACCAGUCCCUGAAAGGGAUGCAGGCCCAGAACCCAAUGAGAUCUUGAUUGAUGGCGUGUUUCCAAAACCUUGGGAUGGUGAAAUGGUGGCCAACAUGGAGGCUGUCAUGGGAGUUCCACCUAUAGUCCUGAUGAACAUGCUGACGACGAUGUUGGCCCAGCGUGAACCUUAUGAUGACAUGGAGGUGUCAGCUGAGGCGGGGAUCACUGCAGAACAUGGUACAAGUGCACCUGUGACUCCACCAGUUGAAGGAGCUACUAGCUCAACAGUUUCUGCAGGCGGUGCUGCAGAUGUUUCUGUUCAUGGAGCACAAGUGCACCAAAGAGAUGAUUUAGACGAAGGUGGUGACAGCAGGCCAUCUAAGCAGCCAAGACUUUUACGCUUUUGUGAACAUGAGGAAGAUAGUCAUGUAACCCAUUUCGAGCCUGAUGAGUUGGAUGCACUAGAGGUGUAUGAAUAUGAGUUGGACGAUGAUGAGGACGACAGUGAAGAGCCUCAGCUUAGCUCUUCAACUUGCAGUGAUGAUGUUCUGAAGCUUUUGACUGUGCCCUUUACGACUUUAGAGCCUGACAUUAGCGGUGAACAACUCCUCCGACUUGACAUGCUUGCUGACAGGGUGGAGAUCGAGCGUUUGAAAAGCAUGCAGGUUCUUCUACCUGUGGAGACCUAUGACUGCAAAGGUCAGACCCCCAAACGUUUGACCACUCGAAUGGUUAGAACUUGGAGAGACAAACAUAUACAAGGUCAAACAACAGAGUUUAUGCUGGGCAGAGUGUUGCCUGGACAAAGGAAUGGAUCUCAGCUUUGGCAUGAAUGUUUCAGCAAUUUGCUGAAGUCAGAACUUGGCUUUGCUGAAUGCGAAGCCUACCCUUGCUUGUUGAGGACAGGUGGAUCCGAAUGUUUGCUGAUGCUUCACGUGGACGAUGUCCUGUGCCUCAGCAACAAAGACUACUUGGAGUGUGUCUUGCUGCCUGCGUUGAAAGCAAAGUUUAAGAUCUCCUGUGAGAAGGUUGAGAACCCGGGAGAUGAAUUGACCUUCUUGAAGAGGAGGCACAUGCUUUUGUCUGAGAACGAGUUGGCUGUGCAAAGCCAUCCAAAGCACUUGGAACGUUUGUUUGACUUGAUGCACAUCAACAGAAACCUCAAGCCCAAAAGAACGCCAGGCCAUCCUAUGUUGGAUGAACCAGAUGAUACUGCAGAGCUUGGACCUAGUGAUGCGAGCACAUACAGGUCUUGCGUGGGAGUGCUGCUAUACAUUGCAGCUGACUAUGUUGAGUGCCAAUAUACAAUUCGAGGUUUGUCUCAAUGUAUGGCCAAACCAACUGUCAGAGCCCUUGCAUGUUUGCGGCAUUUGUGUAUGUACUUGCUUGGAUGCAUUGACCAUUGCAUCAUGCUUUCGUACAAGGCCCACCAUGGGCUACUGCACUACAAUGAGUUGGACUACACCUUGGAGGUGUAUUCAGACAGCGAUUGGGCUAAGCACAAAACCACAAGGAGAAGUGUUUCAGCAGGAUGUUUGUUUUUGUUUGGCAACCUUCUUUACUCCACCUCCAGGAGUCAGAAAGCUUUGGCAUUGAGUUCGGCUGAAGCCGAGAUUUACUCUGCUGCAGGUGCUUGCUGCGAUGGAGUGUUGAUGUUCUACUGCCUUUCAUUUGCAAUUGGACCAGAACUGGAGGUGCGGUUUCAACUUUGUCUUGACAACUCGGCUGCUCGAGCAUUCUUUUGCCGCUCAGGCGUGGGACGCAUCAGGCAUAUUAGCCUGAGAAUUCUGUGGGUUCAGGCAAAGGUGAAAGAACAGUUUUUACAUGUUGGACGAGUUGGCACACAUGACAAUCCUUCAGACAUUGGUACAAAACGACUGACCAGAGAACGUAUGUUAUACCUCAUGUACCUCUGUAAGAUAUACGACCUUUCCUCCUCAAGUUUUGUUGGCUCCAAUGCUGCAGAGACUGUGAAACAGAAAGAAGUGAUGAAACAAGGUGUCAAAGUGUUCACAAAACAUGGAAGUUCUCCCCAAGAGUCAAAACGACUGAUGAGAAUCCUUUUGCUCAGCGCCUUGAGCCUCCCUGAAUCGAUGGCUAUGGAGUUCAAUGUCAGCACCAGUUCUUCCACCACUGCUUCGAUGUUUUGGUGGCAGCUUCUUUGCAUGGUGUUGAUGACUGCUCUUUGCAUUGCGCUUGGAUGGAUCUUCUACUUGCAGUGGCAGAUCAAUGCUUUGCAAGGCAAGUGCUCUAAGCUUUCGAUCGACACCAAGCUCUACAAGACUGUUCAGCUGAUGCGUGACACCAACUCUGUUUUGCGUGCCCGAUAUGAUCGACUUGAAGCCCUUUAUGAAGAAGCUGAAAUUGUCCAAGAUGAGGACGCCAUGUACACCCUCCAGAACCAGAUGGACGAAGUCAUGCAAUUGAUGUAUGACAUUUGA
Molecule: messenger RNA, 4074 nt
Organism: Cladocopium goreaui
Lineage: Eukaryota; Dinophyceae; Suessiales; Symbiodiniaceae
Source: the annotation of a GenBank genome assembly